CCACGCCGUCUAUUCACCCUGACUGGGGCUUCGCGGAUGUCUGGGCUCCUCUCUGCGGGGUUCGGGUAGUGCGGAAGCGGACGGUUUCGCGCACCGAGGCGUCGGUGGAGGAGAGAGAGCUCGUCCGUGCAGUUUUCGCGUUUGCAGGAGCUUCAGGGGGCUGCACAGAACAGAAAAGGCGACGCGGCAGGAUCUCAUGCUGAAGAGUGCACACAGGGGCACUCUGAAUAAGAAGCCAAAUUCUGCACUGCAGUGGAUUUCCUCAGGUGUGUGUGUGUGUGUAUGUGUGUGUGUGAGUGUGUGUAAGUGUGUCUGGCUUGACUCAGUAUCAGCACCGAACACUUUCUCAUUAGAAUCAGAAGCACCCGCAAAGGCUUUGGGGCUUCGUCUGGAGGUCACCCCGUCCUACAAAACCGUGCCACCCUCUAGUUUCCAGCCUCCCCCUCCACCACCCCUCUCCCUUUUUUUUUUAUUUUUUUUAUCACAGGCACAGUGUGUUGGCUGGUCAGUCUGUCUCUUCAUCUGGAUCACAAAAGCCUGCAGGCCUCAGACUGUAGAGCUGUGACUGAAGUCUGGGUUCAUACUGUGGAUUUCUAAAGAACUGCAUGGACUUUUAACCAAAACCUACAGGACUAAAGCAAAGACCAACCAACUGUUCAGUUCUCUUGAGUUUUUGGAUGAAGAAAGUUGGACCUGCUCGUCAAAAGGUGUCAAAUUCCACCUCAGGGAUCAGAUUUUUAUCAUCUAAGUCAGCACGACACAGCAAAUCUCAGGUGGCGUAACAGGUUUUUCCCAGGUCAAGGUUGAGUUUGAGUUUCAUCUCAGGGAUUUUUAACCGACAGAGUUUCCAUUUGCUAUUUUUCAAGGCGUGUACUUUUAAAGCAGCAAAAUUUCAGGCAGCAACUGCAUUUUUGGUUUCGGCAUCACCCCAUGAUCUCCCGUUGCCAUGGCAUCUGACAGCUUCCAGUACCGGGCGCUCUUUGAGUACAAGCGGGAACGUGGUGAUGACAUCAGCCUCCAGCCGGGUGACCUGCUCACCGUCCCAAAAGCCGCGCUGAUGGCGACGGCGGGACUGGAGUACCAGGAGGGGGACGAGCGCAGCCCCAAAGGCUGGCUGCACGGAACCAACGAGAGGACCAAGGAGAAGGGAGACUUUCCAGGGACCUUUGUGGAGUACGUAGGGGUGGUGAGAGUCGGCCCUCCUGUGGCUAAAUCCUGGCCAAGGCCUGUACCACCGACCCCUGGGGGGCAACAGACUUCCGUCGGGCCUCAGCCUCCCGGAGCAGCCGCUGCUUCAGGUGUGGAGGCAGAGCUUCUGUCUGACGCCGCUCCUGUGGUUGUCUGGAGACUCAUCGAGGCCGUCGAGAAACACGGUUUAAACAUUGAGUCUCUGUAUCGGGCUCCUCCGACCUCCGGUGGACUGGUGGAGCUGCGCCAGUCUCUGGACUCAGAUCCGUUCUCAGUGGAUCUGGACCAGUAUGACGUGGUUUCUCUGACCGACACUCUCAGAGGUUUCCUUCAGGACCUGAACGCCCCCAUCAUCCCUGCCACAGUUUACAGUGAGCUGGUCUACACUGCCCAAGAGAGUCAGAGUGUAGAGGAGUGCGGGGAGAGGCUUAAGAGGAUCCUGGAGUCUCCCAGCAUCCCUCAGGCCAACCACCAGCUGCUGCUCCACCUCAGCAGACACCUGGCCCGGGUCAGCCAACACAACCAGACUGGCUCCAGGCUCCUGGGACAGGCCUUCGCCGAGGCCGUCUUCAAGCACUCCACUCUCAGUGCGGACGUGAACCCGGAGCAUCACGUCAGGAUCUUGGAGGCUCUGAUUGCAACAGGAGGUCUCAUGGAGAUGCAGGCUGCACCAGCUCUUCCUCCAAAGCCAGCAAAGCCCCAGCAGACCUCCUCUGUGGGGGUGGGAGGGGGCAGCAACAACGGCGCCAAGGACGGUGGAGCAGGAGGCUCACUGCAAGAGGCUGAAUGGUACUGGGGAGACAUAUCCAGGGAGGAGGUGAAUGACAAGCUCAGAGACAUGCCUGAUGGGACCUUCCUGGUGCGGGACGCUUCCACCAAGAUGCAGGGAGACUACACGCUCACACUAAGGAAAGGGGGCAACAACAAGCUGAUAAAGAUCUACCACCGGGACGGGAAGUACGGUUUCUCCGACCCCCUGACGUUCGGCUCGGUGGUGGAGCUCAUCAGCCAUUACAGACACGAGUCUCUGGCUCAGUACAACACCAAGCUGGACGUCAAGCUCAUGUACCCCAUCUCCCGCUUCCAGCAGGACCAGCUGGUGAAAGAGGAUAACAUUGAUGCUGUUGGGAAGAAGCUCCAGGAAUACCACAAUCAGUACCAGGAGAAGAGCAAAGAGUACGACAGACUGUACGAAGAAUACACCAAGACGUCACAGGAGAUCCAGAUGAAGCGCACGGCCAUCGAAGCCUUCAACGAGACCAUCAAGAUCUUUGAGGAGCAGUGCCACACGCAGGAGCGCUACAGCAAGGACUACAUCGAGCGCUUCCACCGCGAGGGCAACGACAAGGAGAUCGAGCGGAUCAUGAUGAACUACGAGAAGCUCAAGUCUCGGCUCGGGGAGAUCCACGACAGCAAGGUGCGGCUGGAGCAGGACCUGAAGACACAAGCCAUGGACAACCGCGAGACGGACAAAAAGAUGAACAGCCUGAAGCCCGACCUCAUACAGCUCCGCAAGAUCAGGGACCAGUAUCUUGUCUGGCUCAAUCACAAAGGAGUUCGUCAGAAACGAAUUAACGACUGGCUGGGAAUCAAGAACGAGAACACUGAUGAAGGCUACUUUGUGAGCGAGGAGGACGAGAACUUGCCUCACUACGACGAGAAGAGCUGGUUUGUCGGGGACCUGAACCGGACGCAGGCGGAGGAGCUGCUCCUCGGGAAGCCGGACGGGGCGUUCCUCAUCCGAGAAAGCAGCAAGAAGGGCUGCUACGCCUGCUCUGUAGUUGUUGAAGGUGAGGUGAAGCACUGCGUCAUCUACAGCACACCGCGUGGCUUCGGCUUCGCUGAGCCCUACAACCUGUACAGCAGCCUGAAGGACCUGGUGCUCCACUACCACCAGACCUCCCUGGUGCAGCACAACGACUCGCUUAACGUCCGCCUCGCAUACCCCGUCUACGCACAGAUGCCCUCCGGACGCAGAUGAACCCCAACCACCUGGCCACGACCCCCACACGGACAACAAACCAACCCCCUCUUGGGGAAGGGAGAACGGGGAGAGUGAAGGGAGGAGGGAAGAAAGGAAGGAAGGAAGGAAGGAGGGAAUGGGGGGGGAUUGGUUGAAAUACAAAGCAACCCCAACACCAGAACUGUCAAAGAUAGAUAGAAACGAAGUAAACACUUGCUGCAACACACACGUCAGCCACCUUGGAGUUAUAUAUUUUUACAAGAACAAUUUCGGAGGGCAUUCUUUCUAAAGACUGCUUGAUUUGCACAAGGAAGUUUUAAAUGUUUGUGAAUGUGAAAAAAAAAAAAAAAAAGCGACAGAAGGAAGGAAGGAAACGGAGUAGGCAACUUCAGAGUUUCAGGUUGACCCCGCUGCUACCUAAACUCCAGCUCAGACUUUUUACCAGAAACUCAAAAAAACCAUGCGAAUGACGACGAAGACGACAACAAAACAUUCCCAUUUUAAACCUUUUUUUCUUUUCCACCUCAGAUGAUUAUAUUACAACGUUUUUGUUUGUUUGUUUCUGGAGUCGUUUUCAUGUUUCAGAUGUUUCCUUUUUUAUUUACUCCUAACCUUGUUUGUGGUAAAUGCAAGAGGAGAUGAUGAUGAUGAUGAUGUUGAUGAUGUCAAGUGUCUUGUUUCUGUCCCUCUCCGUAUGAAAAGCAAAAAUAAUGUAGCAUUACAAGACAACGGACACUUAUUCUGUUAAGUGUUCCUCCAUGUAGACUGCUGCUGAGGGGUUUUAGGGGGAGGGUGGGGGAGUUGAAAGGGGGAGGGGGAGCACAAGUGACAUAAAACAGUUUUGUAGUCUUAAGAAGGACAAAAGGUUUGCUUUUAUACUAACUGUUAAGAGUUGUUUUAUGUUUUGCCAAUGUAAAUGGCAACGUCACAGAUCAGAACCAGAGACCAAAGUGGUGUGGAGAGGGAAGGAGGAAGGGCAGCAUAGUUUUUCUUUCUUUUUACGUGAAUGGAGAAACGAAUGAGGAAAAGCAAACGAAUGGUGUGUUUGAGACCACACAUAAAACCGAGUUUUGGGCCAUGUGCUUUUGCACCAAAUAGCCUUUUUUCUUUUUCUUUUUUUUUUGGGGGGGGGGGGGGGGGGGACCAAAUGAUACGUAAACAGAGACGCCAGGACCUUCUGUAAAUACAGAUAGUUGAGUAAGAAGCACUUAAAUCGGCCCCUGUUUGUGACCUCAGCUCCCUGUACGUCAUCCUGUGGUUCCGUCACCUUUGUGAAUUGAAGUGACAAGUCUAAAACUAAAGUUGAAAUGAUCAAUUAUGAUCAAAUAAGCCCCUUUUCCACUGGUCAAAAAACCCAGUAGGACCUACUCACAUUGGGCUUUUGUCAGCAGUGUGAAAGGGUACUAUCAGCAUUCACACCAGGGUCACAUGAUGCAGUAGACGCGGGUAUUUAUUGGCUCCAGCUCCCAUCGGCAGUGAUGUAAACAAAACACCCGGGAGAAUCCACUAAUGGCAGACCUGUCACCUGUCCAGCACAGUGCUGUUAAACCAGAAACACUGUGGCUACACUGUGCUUGGGGAUGAAACAGUUCUCACACGUAAGCUCCGACACUUUUAGAGGAGCACCAACCCAGAGAUGGCACGCUACAGAACUGUUUUACCAGUCUGCACGGCGGCUAGCAACUCACUCUUUUUCCCCUGCAUCUGUAUGUGUGCUCUCAGAAUGGCAAACUCAUCUGGCAGUGUGAAAGGAUUUACCCGGGUUUAAAAAAAACCUGCUUACACCUGCGGAUUUUGGUCUGAAAGGGGUAUUAGAGUCUCGACAGGAGAAAGGUGCUGAGGUCACAAACGGGUACAGAUGAACCGGUAAGGAAAAGGUCACAGAUGGUCAGUUUCACCAAAAUCAUCCACUGAAGGAAAAUUAAAAAGUCUGACCAUAAAACCUGACACCCAUUUUAUGUGUGGUUUAAAAAAAGAAGAGAGAGUGAUAAAUGCAUAUAUGCUAAUGACUGUGGGUUGAAAACUGGGACUGUUUGUGUUUUUGUUACAAAACCUGCAGAUAUAAGACGUUUUGAUAAAAAUGUUUUAUGUGUAACACAGAAAGGAGGUGGAGGCAGAGGCGAGGUCCUGAGCUGAAGACACAGGCUUUAGAUGAAAAUACUGAAAACUUGAAAGAACGUGCAAUCUAGCAUAUUGUGUUAAUGUAGUUCAGCAGUCACACAGAGAGAGCAUGAGAUGCACUACGGUCAGAGAGAUAAUCAAAGUGCACAGUGAAGCUUUUGGAGUGUUCAGUUUUGUUUUUGUCUGAUUGCUUAGGUUCCUUUUUUAUUUUUAUUUUAUUAUUUUUCUAACUCAGAUCUUCUUGCCCGGUGCUUGACUUUAUAACCAGUGGAAGAAUUUUCUGUCAAAGACUAAAAAUAAGGAAAAAAAAAGCAUCACACAAUAAAAAAUUAUCUUCAAAAGCUGAAGAGAAAAACACAACCAAGUUGCAUUCGAUUCUAUUCUUCCUAGAAAUUCUUUGUCGCUGAUUGGCUGUUCCUCUGGGGAGACGUCGCUGAGAUGGUCGUCCCCGUCGCUGCCUGUCUGAUAAUACCCAGCUAUUUUAAGGUCCUAAUGAAUUAAAUCCCCACCCCCUUUUCUAAAAUUGAGAUACACACUGGCUUUUUUUUUUUUUUAAAUUUAAUUUAAUUUUUUACAGGAAAAAACUUAAAGACGAGACGACGCUGGUUACAAAGUCAGACAAAGCACCUCCCCCUUCCCCCCUUUGUCGUCUGCAGUGUUUUUCACAGUACGAUAAGCCAGCAUUAGAGUGUAUGGGCCACACACACACACACACACACACACACACACACACACACACACACACACACACACACACUGUAAUAUGUUACAUCUGAGGGAGUGUGUCAGGUUUUAGGAAGAGGGCCAUUGUUUGAGAAGCUGCAGAGGAGUCAUUGUGAGUGAAUGAUACAACCUUGGUUGUACCCACCAUGUGUUUAUCUACACCCGUCUCAAUGUCCUCCUCACCAUCCUAUAGUGUAGUAUCACCGUUAUCUCCCCCCACCACCACCCCCCCACCCCUUUCAAUUGUCCAUCCUGUAAAGAUAGAUGAAUAGGGGUGAGGUGAGGUUUGUGGAGCUGAAAGCCAUUGAUAGUCAGUCGUCUCCACCUUCAUGGGGUUUUUUUCUUUUUUUUUUUUUAAGUGGAUACUUAACAAGUUUGAUGCGUCCUAAAGCAGGCAGCACUAAAUCCAGUUUGGCCUGUUCUGACACUGACUGCCUGUCAUGUUAACACCAAAAUGAUGUAAAAUUACUCAAGUAAAUUUCCAAAAAUUUGAAAAAAAUUCUCCAUCAACUUGGAUUACACAGAUAUUUUCAAGAAGGCGUAACAAGAUAACGAAAAUUGAAUGGGCGCCAGUAAGAUGGCGGCAUCAUUUCAUUACUGCUUUCUGUGAUCAGAUGUUUUUGUUCAUUUACUGAAGCAAAAUUGGCAACGUCAGUUUCCAUUUGAAUUUUAACUUUAUCAAUAUGGCAACAUUUCCACCUUUACCGAAGUAUAAAACUUCUUUUCAAACUGAUGUGCCGCUUGGAAAUGGACAUAAAAAGGUGGAUGGAAACUUGAGAGUAUUUAUUGUGACUUCCAGGUCUUUUCCUGGGACAUGGUUAGAGCAGACAUGGCUUAAAAACAAGAAGUAGACAAAAAUGAUCAUAAUUGUGUCAAAGUAAACUUUUAAUAUGACACAACCAGUUGUUUUGCUUCUGAGGACAGACCAAAUUUGAUUCAGCUUGAUGCAUACUGCCAUCCCAACUAGUCCCUCUCUGCCAUCCGAGUGUAGCUAAAAACAGAAAGUGUGGAGGAAGACGGAAGAGACAGUAUCAACACAGCUGGACAUUUGGUGCAAGGAGAUGAUAUGAGUUGAACUGUGGCUACAAAUAUUUAUGUGACAUUUCAGGGUAAAUUGUCUAUAAGGUUUUUUUUUUUUUAAUUUCCCAUAUAUCUAAACCAGUGUUUUUGUCUUGAUAUUGGUUCUAGGAUCCAGUGUGCAGGUCAUUUGUGACAAUUAAACCGUCACCUUGGUGGGAGGCGUCCUUUUAAAGACGAAGACCCUCCCACCUUGAUUCACUUCCUGUCUGUUUCUGUCCAGCUGUGAUGAUGGUGUUUCAUCUGCGUUCUCCCUGCAGAUUCAGGACUCUUUUAGUUUUACAGGGGACAGAAAGGCGGGGUUUGUCGAUAUAAUCUUGAAUGUACAAAAAGGAUCAGUCCGGGUCCAAAGCAGUUUUUUUUUUUUUGUUUGUUUUCUUUUUAAAGCACCGCUGGCGUGUUUUGUCCGUAACGGAAACAAGACGAUCCUUACUCAAGGUGCUAUCGGAAAUGCAGGCCCAUUGGAUUCGGCAGACUUGUAAACGUCUCCAUCUCAAAGUCGUGAACCCUCAGGUGUUUUCAAGUUUACCGUAGAAACUACCACACAGCAAAGCCAGCCAUUUGAAAGAAAAAAAAAAAACAAGUAAAUCAGGGUUUUUUCUUCAUUGAUACUUAAAUCACUCUCAGUCGAUUAAGCUAGACCCCCACCACUUUGACUUUUGUAGUGUCCUAAAUUCAAGAGGCUUGUCCCUCAUGGCUUCCUGUAGCUUAGACGCAGCAUCGUCACCAAAAGGAUGUCAUAGUCUUUCCUUCCCAUCCAUCACCACACAGUCUGAAGGUUUCUUUUUCUUUUUCUUUUUUUUUUCUUCUUUUUUUUUUGUUAGCUGACAUUUUUGCAUAGGGAACUCAAAAAAUCCCUAACUCUAUUACUUGAACAAUAUUGCAUUGCUCACUGUUGAAUGUCUUUAUAUGGAAAUAUACAUUUAUUAAAGAUAAAAAAAUGGAAAACGAAGAGUUCCCUUUUGUUUUAUGGUGAGCAGGGCGGAGGUUUUUAGAGUUUUAUGACAGAUGUACAGUAUUCAUUACAGGCAAACGUAACGUAGAGCUACUUUAGGAGGGAAGGAGGCGCUUUUUAAAACUUUUCUCAGAGAUAUGUUUGAAUCUUUUCCUUCACAGAGGGCUUGUCUGAAAUUGCACACAUUAUCAUCUACAAGAGACUUGUGUUAAUAUUAACCUGUGAUGUCUGUAUGCAUCCUGAGUCACAUUUACACAGAGAUGUCAUAUCUAUCAUACAUAUAUAUAUGUAUAUAUAUAUAUAUAUAUAUAUAUAUGUAUAUAUAUAUAUAUGUAUAUAUAAAUAAUACUAAAAGAUAUUACAGUUUGAAGGGUUGUUUUGAGUCGUAGUCAUUGUUCUUUGACUGUUUUCGUUUGCCCCCCUCAAAAAAAAAAAAAAAAAAACAUUUAGACCAAAGAUUUCAGUUCUUGUUAAUUAAUAUUUCAGUUGUCGAUGGGAAAGGGAUGUGUCAGUGAUGUUUUUCUUUUUUUUUUUUUCUUUUUUUUUUUUAAUCUCCAUUGCCUUGAUAUUGUCACAACUCAGAAGAUAAAACCAUGUAGUGUGAAUGAGUGUCCCGUACAGCUAGCUAGGAUUGUUGGUUGAUCUGUUCAUUUGUGUUGAAUUUAAGGUCAAACAGGUCAUUUUAGUUCGGAAGGAUCCGUUUUUAAAGUCCUUGUUCAAUGAUGUCCCGAUGGUGUAAAACCAAUCAGAUUUAACUUGAUCCGUUUUCUUCAGUUUUUAUGUCCCGUUGGUAUAAACUGACUUCUGUUGAGGAUUUAAAAGACCAAAAGUCACAGUUUUUGCACAUGAUGACCAUAGCUGGAGUUUUAAUUUUGUUUUGGAGUUCGAAACGUUUCUGUUUCUGUGCUGAAAAUGUCCUGUAGAAAUCUCAAGAACAAAAACUGUAUUUUGGGGGAUUUCAGAUUAAGUUUUCUUUGAAUUGUGUUUCUCAUCUUGUUCUCUAAAACAUGUAAAACAUUUUUUACAGGGGCUUCAUAUCUUGCCCCAGAAAACAAGAGUGACACAUGAUUUAGGAUUAUUAAUUAUUAAUAAUUAUGCACAACGUUUGGAUCUUAGUUUUUGGAAACUUCAGGGGCUCCGUGCAGUUUACAACAGGGGCAUUACAAUUUAAUUUUACGCUAUUUAUAUUACAUUUUCUGUGUUUAGUUUGUUUUAAAAUCUCAAUUUGUCCAUGAUUUGAUUUUGAUCAAAAUCUAAUUCAAAAGAAUGAUGUGUAUCAUGAAGGCAAAACUUUCACCUCAGACAAACAGCCACUCACUAUGUGGAAAUGCUACAGGAGAUAUGGAAGGUCAACAGGGACGAAAUUCUUUUUAAACAUUUUUAAUGUGUCAAUUGAAUUGGUCUUUUUUUUUUUUUUUUAUAUUCCUGAUAUAUAAUGUCCAUUUCCAGUCAUGAUUAAUUCAGCAGUUGUGGAUCUGAGGUUUCUGCAGGACUAUUUUCCCUCAUAUCUCACUCCAUCACAACAUGCAAUAUUCCCUUUUCUGUCAGCCAGGGGUUCGUGAUGGAGGGACAACUGUUUUCACUUCAGGUGCAUCGACCCCCCAUAAUGCAGGUGUUUCUGAAUGGGCGCGGGGGUUCUGUUUGUAGUUGUACUAAAAAACAGGUGGAAAUAAAAGCAGUUGAAAGCGUUAGUGGGACAAACCAAAAUAAUCAAUUUUAUCAAGUUUAUUUUUACUGACUGUUUAGAGUUUUCACUUAGGAAAACUCAACUCCAACUCGAAUAACUCCAGGAAACAGGCUUAGGUCCGCCUCAGAAAAUAAAGGUACAUUUUGAUUCAAAAGGUGCAGAUAUUUACAAUAAGCCUACUGUUACCUUUUUUUCUGAGGGUUUAUACUCACUACCACCCCAGGACUGUUAAAAUAGCAACUGUCUGUUGUUCCUCUGCUACUACUAUUAUUACUACAACUACUACUACUCGCCCUCAAGCAGUUCUGCAAAGUUUUAUUUGCAGCCAGGUUUGAAUAUGUUUGUGAUUCUCACCGAGGAGUCGUGUUGUGUUCUUACCACUGCUUAUCUGAUCACAGUACCCAGCACAGCUUCGAGGAGUGACAGCUUCUUAUAUAUAUGAAAAAAAAAAAGAACUUUUAGAAAAACAAACUUAAAAAAAAAAAGAUUUAAAAAAAAAAAAGUGUAUAUGACACCCCUCCCUCCCCUUACCCCCCCUUUUACCCCCUUUUUGACAUACGUACAGAUCCAGCAUGCAUAUUUGGUACUCUUGACUGUUGUUUUUUGUGUAUAAAAGAAAAAUGGUAAAAAAGAUGUCUUUGAAAAACAACUGUUAUUUGUCUGUUUAUGGUGUAUUCAGAUCUGAAUUUAAUAUAGCAAAUUUAACAUCACUGCUUACAGCUGAAACAAGUUCCAGUCUUUUUUGUGUCAGUUGUAUAAUGCUAUGACAAUGUAAUACUGAGAAAGUGGACCAUCACUAACGUUCUCUUAAUACCAAGACAUAGGGACUUUGAGUAUUUAUGUCCUCAUUACUGAAAAUCGUCCUGAUUUCACGGAUCAUGUUGUCUAAACUGUGUCUUAUCACCAUAAUGUUAUUCGUUUUUAAGACAUGGUGAACAUCGCCCUUUAGGUCACUGUGUUAUGGGCUAUUAGAGAAGAAUUGUACACAAUAGAAUGAGCUUAAAAACACAACUGUUCCACAUUUAAAAUACUAAAUUCAGUCAGUAAAGUGUUGGUUCUCAAACCUCUUAAGAUCCAGAAACAAGAACUCAUACAAGACGCCAUGUGUUAUAACAGUUUCCUCCCAUACAGCUGUUUGACUGGCUGUAACCGGUCUCUUUCUCAGUGUUACCCUCUGCCAUAACUGCUACCAGUUUCUCUUGGUAUUCUCUCUUUGAAAUGGUUUUUGGCCCAUCACGGUACAUUUUACUUUCUUGUAUCGGUUGCAAUAGUUUGUUGGUUGUAGAUUCUCCAUUUGUUUGAGCUGAACUCAUGUACGUUUAUCAGUGGAGCUCCACAAUAUUCAGUUCUCUUGCAGAAUAAAGAAAAUAUUUUGUUCAAAUACAAA
Messenger RNA from Seriola aureovittata, 11101 nucleotides. It is a transcript of the gene pik3r3b, whose product is annotated as phosphoinositide-3-kinase, regulatory subunit 3b (gamma). Gene Ontology annotation, biological process: phosphatidylinositol phosphate biosynthetic process; insulin receptor signaling pathway. Gene Ontology annotation, cellular component: phosphatidylinositol 3-kinase complex. Bases 947 to 3169 code for a protein of 740 amino acids. Lineage: Eukaryota; Metazoa; Chordata; Actinopteri; Carangiformes; Carangidae. The record is from RefSeq and is a predicted model, not a curated record. Gene Ontology annotation, molecular function: 1-phosphatidylinositol-3-kinase regulator activity; protein binding. The transcript is spliced from 15 exons.